Molecule: messenger RNA, 402 nt
Organism: Cordyceps militaris CM01
Lineage: Eukaryota; Fungi; Ascomycota; Sordariomycetes; Hypocreales; Cordycipitaceae
Exons: 2
Coding region: 1-402 (133 amino acids)
Source: RefSeq, a predicted model, not a curated record
AUGAACACACCUGCAGCACGCCAGCUCCUCCUCCGGAGCGUCCCCCGCCUGGCGCCGCGCGCAGUCGCCACCCGACCACAGACCCGACUGGUGAGCACCAAGGACGACCUCGGCGGCCCCGGCGGCCAAAUGCCGCCUCCCCAAAAGCCCGCCGGCCCCGAGGCCAUUAGGCGCAACGGACCACUCUACGCCGGCCUCGGCCUCAUCGCCAUCGCCGCCUACGCGUACCUGACGCAGCCCCGAGAGGCGGAAAAGGCGGCCGGCAAGGCCAUGGCGGCCGGCGAGCGGGCCAAGGCGGCCGGCAAGCGGGAGCUGCAGAAUACAAAGGAGGAGAUGGCCGACGGCGUGCAGAAGAUGAGCGGACGGGACAAGGACGGCCAGCGGGGAUUUCGAUCAGAGUAA